AUGCCAGUUCCCCAGCCCAAACCCAGACCUCCUGAAUCUCUGAAGUUAGUUGCGCAGCCCUUUGUGCUGCACAAAGUACCCCAGAGAAUCCAGGAUUUGUGGCUCAAGCCUGUAAUUCCGAAAUGGGCAGAGUCCCUGCAGUCCCGGGCCUGCCUAUUCCCAAACACUUGGAAGGUUGUGGAAGCAUCAGAUAGAGAUAGAAAUCAUAAAGGCAAAGUUUGCUUUGUCCUGGUUUUUGCUGGAUUAGAAAACUUUCUGCUUGCAGCAAUGGCCUACAACCGCUUCAUAGCCAUCUGCAAUCCACUUAGGUACAAAGUCAUCAUGAACUCCUGCCUGUGUGUUUUGCUGACUCUGUUUUCAUUGCUCAUUAGCACUGUAGAUGCCCUGCUGCACUGCCUCAUGGUACUUCAUCUUUCAUUCUGUGCCGACCUGGAAAUCCCCCACUUCUUCUGUGAACUGGACCAGGUGAUCAAGCUCGCCUGUUCUGACACUCUCCUCAACAAUAUCUUGGUAUAUGUAGUGACCAGCAUAUUGGGUGGUAUCCCUCUCCUUGGGAUUAUCUUCUCUUACUUUAAAAUCACCUCUUCUAUUCUAAGAAUGCCCUCAACUGAGGGAAAGUACAAAGCAUUUUCCACCUGUGGGUCUCAUCUUUCUGUUGUUUCCCUGUUCUAUGGGACAGCUUUUGGUGUGUACAACAGCUCUGCAGUGACUGACUCAUCCAGGAAGACAGCAGUUGCCUCAGUGAUGUAUACAGUGGUCCCUCCAAUGUUGAACCCCUUUAUUUAUAGUCUGAGAAGUAGAGACAUAAAGAAAGCCUUGAAGAAACUUAUCAGGACAUCUCACUUUUUGAAAUUGUGUCAUCUGCUUUAG
Messenger RNA from Fukomys damarensis (Damara mole-rat), 870 nucleotides. Its product is annotated as olfactory receptor 7G3-like. The record is from RefSeq and is a predicted model, not a curated record. Gene Ontology annotation, biological process: G protein-coupled receptor signaling pathway. The transcript has 2 exons. Bases 1 to 870 code for a protein of 289 amino acids. Gene Ontology annotation, molecular function: olfactory receptor activity. Gene Ontology annotation, cellular component: membrane. NCBI's taxonomy places the organism in Eukaryota, Metazoa, Chordata, Mammalia, Rodentia, Bathyergidae.